AUGGCUGAUAGUGACUUGAAUAAAAUAUCUAGACAAUGCCCCCACUGUUCAUCUACCCUGCAGAAUAAUGGACUUAGAUUAUGUUCUUGCGCAUCAAACUAUUCUCCAGUUUUGGUGGUAGAAAUGUCACAGACAUCAAGCAUUGCCAGUUCAGAAAUCGUAGUUUCAGCAGAGAGAAAAAAAGAAAAAAGUAUCAGCAGAGAACCUUCUGGGAAAGAUUUGACCUCCAGAACCUCAAAUGUAGAAAGAAAACCAUGUCAACAACAGUGGAGUCGGUGCAACAUUUCAGAAGGAAAAGUUCCUCACAUAAGGAUGGAGGAUGGAUCUUCUAUUGAGGAUUUCUAUACCUUUGGAAGAAUAUUGGGACAAGGGAGCUUUGGACUGGUUGUUGAAGCUACAGACAAGGAAACAGAAACUAAGUGGGCAAUUAAAACAGUGAAUAAAGAAAAGGCUGGAAGCUCUGCUGUGAAGUUACUUGAACGGGAGGUGAAUAUCCUAAAAAGCGUAAAUCAUAAACACAUCAUACAUUUGGAACAAGUAUUUGAGACACCUAAGAAAAUGUACCUUGUGAUGGAGCUUUGUGAGGAUGGAGAACUCAAAGCAGUUCUGGAUAGGAAAGGGCAUUUCUCAGAGAAUGAGACAAGGUGGAUCAUUCAAAGUCUUGCAUCAGCUAUAGCAUACCUUCAUACUAAGGAUAUAGUACAUAGAGAUCUAAAACUGGAAAACAUAUUGGUAAAAAGCAGCUUUGUUGAUGCUAACAAUGAAAUGAACUUAAAUAUAAAGGUGACUGAUUUUGGCUUGGCAGUAAAGAAACAUGGUAGGGCUGAAGCCAUGAUGCAGGCCACAUGUGGAACUCCUAUCUAUAUGGCACCUGAAGUUAUCAAUGCCCACGACUAUAGCCAGCAGUGUGACAUUUGGGGCAUAGGUGUCAUAAUGUAUUAUUUGUUAUGUGGAGAAGCACCCUUCUUGGCAAACUCAGAAGAAACCCUUUUUGAGUUAAUAAAAAAGGGAGAACUACAUUUUGAAAAUCCAAUCUGGAAUUCCAUCAGUGAUUGUGCCAAAAGUGUUUUGAAACAACUUCUGAAAGUAGAUCCAGCUCACAGAAUUACCGCUAAGGAACUACUAGAUAACCAGUGGUUAACAGGAAAUACACAUUCUUCAAUGAGGCCUACCAAUGUAUUAGAAAUGAUGAAAGAAUGGAAAAAUAACCCAGAAACCGAUGAAGAUGAUGAGACAGCUGAGAAGAAUAACUCAUCUCUUCAAGAAAAGCUGGAAAGUUCCCAGCUCAGGGAAAAUAUCCAGGAUGUCAAUAAUACUUCAGAUGUAAAGAAUCAAAAACAGGAAACAACCUAUUCCAAGAAAUUACCUGGAACCAGUAAGAGGGCAGAUACAGAAGACUUUGACACGUGCUGUUCUCUUUCCACCUCUAGCAAACUCCUUCCAGCUGAUCUCAAGGGAGAACUAGAGAAAACCCCUGUGUCUCCAACCAAAUCCACUGCUAAAUCCACUGCCCUGCUUCGAUCCAAAAAGAAACUCUAA
Molecule: messenger RNA, 1539 nt
Organism: Marmota flaviventris (yellow-bellied marmot)
Lineage: Eukaryota; Metazoa; Chordata; Mammalia; Rodentia; Sciuridae
Gene: Stk33
Product: serine/threonine kinase 33
Biological process (GO): protein phosphorylation
Molecular function (GO): protein kinase activity; ATP binding
Source: RefSeq, a predicted model, not a curated record